AUGUCUUCCCCACCAACUGGUCAGCCCUCACAGGCGAAGGCUGGAGAUGCCAAGCCCGCCAGAAGAUUCGCACAGCUUCCGAUUGGACUCAACCAAUGUGAACCUAUGUAUAGCAUCAAGUUUCAAGGAGAAGACGACGAUCCUGGCGUCUCCCUCUACAAGUUUCUGCGAUUCGGAAAUUGCGGCGGACCUGAGGAAGAGAGCGAAGAGGCGCGUUACUGCGUCGGCCUAAACAAACCACUUGGGCCGGGCAACUCGUAUGGCUAUCUCGUUCACAAGAUGGAGUGGCCGGCAUAUAAACCAGACCGACCUGCGUUGUGCUUCUGCUACGACACUACCACAAGAUACGAGCUAGGCCAUGAGAUCGCCUUGGAUUGGUGCGACUAUCUGGCUAAAGCCAUGCGGUUGCUCGAUCCUGAGGCGUCCGUGGACGGCCGAGACGAACGGAACCCGGUCGUGGGCGGGAUCGAAUUUAAGCAGAUGUACUUGUCGGAAUUCUACGCGAACGACUGGCGCGAGUGGGAGUCCAAGAUAUGGGUGGAGUUGCCUGACGGGAUGGAGAAUUUGGACUUCCUCGUGCGGUAA
Fomitopsis serialis is the source of this 585-nucleotide messenger RNA. RefSeq lists its product as uncharacterized. The record is from RefSeq and is a predicted model, not a curated record. The transcript has 3 exons. The coding region runs from base 1 to 585 and encodes 194 amino acids. NCBI's taxonomy places the organism in Eukaryota, Fungi, Basidiomycota, Agaricomycetes, Polyporales, Fomitopsidaceae.